This is a messenger RNA of Chiloscyllium plagiosum (whitespotted bambooshark), 1871 nucleotides long. Its product is annotated as BTB/POZ domain-containing protein KCTD18-like. NCBI's taxonomy places the organism in Eukaryota, Metazoa, Chordata, Chondrichthyes, Orectolobiformes, Hemiscylliidae. The record is from RefSeq and is a predicted model, not a curated record. Gene Ontology annotation, biological process: protein homooligomerization.
CCGAAUGGAAAUAGCCUGAAGCUUACUGAAAGUAACUAGGUUUUGACAUUUCUUGGUCAACACAAAGUGAUUUUGUUUAAAAGAAACCCCAUACAGUCCGCUUAAUGCCAACUCUGUUUAUUAUUCUGACUUCUUCAUACCCCAUUAGUCCCUGGUAAUGGGUUACAGCAGAAUUUCAGCGAUGGAGUGAUUGGAUAUUGCACACCAUGGCGUCUUGUGAUGGGGAAGCUAUUUCCGAUAUUCUCAGAUUGAAUGUGGGAGGUUGUUUGUACACAGCCAGACGAAAUUCCCUCUGUCGUUUUAAAGACUCAAUGCUUAGUGCAAUGUUUAGUGGACGAUUUCCUUUGAAACUAGAUGAAUCAGGAGCUUGUCUGAUUGAACGGGAUGGCAAACUUUUCAAGUAUCUCUUGGACUACCUGCACGGUGAACUCUGCAUCCCUGAGGAAACGAGAACUCGUGUAGCAUUACAAGAAGAGGCAGAUUACUUUGGCAUUCCCUAUCCCUACAGUUUGACUGACUACUUGUCAAGUGAGAUGGAGAGACAUUGCUCGAGAUCUAAUUCUGAAAUUAAAAAGACAUUGACAGACAUCUGUGCCUCCUAUGGUUUAAUCUGCACAAGACCUAUGGUGUGGAUUCUGCACUAUCUCAACACUUGUGGUGCUAGUUGUGAGAGCAAGAUCCUAGGAGUGUUUACAUCAAAGGCAGAAGGGAUUGGAGCCAUUGAAAAGCAGCUGGGAGGCAGGAUGAAAAGUAGAAGUAUUUACAAAAGGGAAGCUGGAAAUAAUCUACAAUACAUAUGGAGCUAUUACUCAGCUGGUGAGCUGAAGAAAAUGAUGGAUGCCUUUGACUCCUGGGAGGGAAGAGGUGUGAGUUAUUGGCGAGUGCCGCAGGAGUUGAUAGAAUGUUGGACUCUUGAAGGUCGACCUGUACAAGGCACACAAGAAACAGUGACACCAAUUCAGAAGCGACUCAUUGAUCUCAAUGAAGCAGAAACUGAAACUCCUAAAAAGAAUCUGAAACCUGUAGAGUUCUCUGGCCCAUCAACAAGCACCCGCAUUAAAGUGAAGAAUUCUGGUUUGGUCAAACUGUCAGUACCAGGUGAUACUACAAAGACAUUGCCAAAUGCUUUGGUUCAUCUCAAAUCUCCAGCAGUAAAAAGACUAAACACUGGGGAGUUUGUAAACCACAGAACACUCGCUUCCAGUGACACAGGCUCUACUUCAGGAUCUGCUAUCCAAAUGUCCCCAGCCGUUGGAUCCCAGAAUGCUGCAGCUGUCAAAUUGCCAGAAAAGAAGGUAAUAGUGAAUCGAGUGAUCAAACUGAAAAGGAAUCCACCUCCUGCAGCACUUGUAAUGCCAGUAGAUCCUACCAAGCGUGAAAGAGACGUACAUACAAUUACUUCAGAUGUACAACCAAGUACGUCAGCAAACACCUUCACUUCCAGGACUGUGAAUUUAAUGGCAGAUUCUCCAGAGAACACAUAUGGAAAUAGUGAAAAGGAGGAUGACAAUGGUUAAACAGCCAGAAUUUUGGAGAGAAGGAAAUGGGACUAUUGAAGUGGUGUGGUAGUACUGAACAUUUGAAUUGUUGAUGCAAGAAUAUUAACCUUAGAUCAGGAUUUCAAUAGAGUUGCUUAGGUAAAAAUAUGAAACUUGUUCUUUCACAGGUAGUUCAAUGGGAUUUUUCAUUGACCGAGGAGGUCCCAGUUUUGAUCUCUACCUGUGUUUGGUUGACCUUCUGUUUGGGUAGUGGUAUCUGUGCUACAUUUGAAAAUGAUGUCUUUGGACUACGGAAAGGGGGCGGCACGGUGGUUUAGUGGUUAGCACUGCUACCUCACAGCGCAAGGCAUCUGGAUUCAAUUCCAGCCUCAG